Messenger RNA from Cinclus cinclus, 3503 nucleotides. RefSeq names its product A-kinase anchoring protein 10 (gene AKAP10). NCBI's taxonomy places the organism in Eukaryota, Metazoa, Chordata, Aves, Passeriformes, Cinclidae. The record is from RefSeq and is a predicted model, not a curated record. The transcript has 13 exons. Gene Ontology annotation, cellular component: plasma membrane. Gene Ontology annotation, molecular function: protein kinase A binding. Gene Ontology annotation, biological process: intracellular protein localization. Bases 1024 to 2976 code for a protein of 650 amino acids.
GCUUGUGAGAGAGAUCUAAAUCCUGAAUGAGCCAUUCUGCUGCUGCUGUGUGUGGUGCAGAAGUCUUGCUGCUAAAUCUCUUAGGAAAGGAGAAAAGAUCUUGGUGGAGAAAAGAGAUUUAUAAACUGUAGGAAAACAAGGUUGCUUAUCCUUUCAGAUUUUUUUUGCAGUACUGAAGGGAGAUGAGGUAAAUGCCAGAAUCUGAUCUGUUACUUUUAUACCCUCAGACAAAAUCCUGUUUCUGUGCUUGGUAAUGUGUUAUCUGCACAUCAAGAGAAAAUUACAGGCUUAUUUCACCUUGAUGGUCUGCCUUUCAAAUGAAAUGCAGGAAACAGUGAGUUGCAUCCAUUUCAUAGCCACACCUCACCUUUCAGUGCAACUACCAGUAUGGUGACCCUGAAAAUAAACUUGAAAAUGUGUAGUAUUGCACGUUGUGAGCUGCUGCAGCAGAGAACACUUUUGUUUGUCCCUUAGAGAGAGUAGAACAUUUUUUUUCUCAAAUGUCGAUAAUACAAAAUUAAAUUUAAAUCUAAUUAACAAAAGCCUGUGGCAUUAUGAGGAGUGUGGCUCUGGCACUACACAAGUAACCUCCACUGAAUUUUCCCACUGCUGCCAUCCCUUGGCCUUGGAAAAAAGGUAUUGUCUCCGUUAUUGCUGGUAUGAAAUACCCAGAGGAUUUGUAAGAAGCAGCAAGUGGUGUCUUGGUGUCUAUUCUUGCAACUGCACAAACACUUGGCAAUAAUUUAAAUGUUUCCAUUGCUCCUGAGGUAUCUGUGAUGUGACAUGUAAGUGUGAAAUUGUCAACUGCUGUCAUAAAAUUGGCAAUAAAAAUAAAGUGAUGCAGCAUGGAAGUCAUGAAGCCCAGGCUGCCUGACACCUUGAUGGAACACAUCCCUGGGAGGUGCUGAGAUAAUCAGCUCAUCUGAUGUGCUUUUUUUUUGGUUUUUUUUUUUGAGUCAGAGUGUCCCUGCAUGACAUCUUCAUCUGACACAGCUUCCUGAGUGCUUUGGAAUCUGCUCUCCAAUGCCAAUCCAUUCCCCUCAGAGAAGCACUAGGAAUCAUGCCUUGCUGGAGGCUGCAGGACCAAGCCAUGUGGCCAUCAAUGCCAUCUCUGCCAACAUGGACUCCUUCUCCAGCAGCCGCACAGCUGCCCUCAAGAAGCAGCCAAGUCACAUGGAAGCUGCUCACUUUGGAGACUUAGGCAGAUCGUGUCUGAACUACCAGGCUCAAGAGACCAAAUCAAGCCUUUCCAAGACCCUUGAACAAGUCCUGCAGGACAAUGUAGCCCUCCCUUACUUCAUCCAGUUCAUGGAGCUGCGCAGGAUGGAGCACUUGGUGAAAUUUUGGUUAGAGGCCGAGAGCUUCCACUCCACCACCUGGUCCCGCAUCCGCGCGCACAGCCUGAACACGGUGAAGCAGAGCUCCCUGGCAGAGCCAGUGUCCCCCUCCAAACAGCAGGAAUUGGCCUCCUCUCCUCCUGCUGGGUGGCUGGAGGAGAGACUGGAGGGCUCUGGCUCAGCCCAGCUGCUCCAUCCUGAGCCUGACAGAACUGCCAGCAGCCAGAACCACGUGGGGCUGCCGGGGCGGGAGAGCCACAGCACCGCAGCUCUGGCUCUGAGGAAACCAGAGACAGGGACUCACUCUCUUCCAGCUGAUCAGCAAGAAUCUUCCAAGCUUUCAGUAUCAAAUAGAAACAGCCCCUCUUCUGCACUAAAGGACUUGUCAGGAAAACUCAUGAAAAGUAUAGAACGGGAUGCAGUUAAGACUUUUACCAAAUAUAUUUCUCCAGAUGCUGCUAAACCAAUCCCUAUUACAGAAGCAAUGAGAAAUGACAUAGUUGCAAAGAUCUGUGGGGAGGAUGGCCAAGUGGAUCCCAACUGCUUUGUUACAGCACAGUCCAUAGUGUUCAGUGCAAUGGAACAAGAGCACUUUAGUGAGUUUUUGCGGAGUCACCAUUUCUGUAAAUACCAGAUUGAGGUGCUGACCAGUGGGACUGUGUAUCUGGCUGACAUUCUGUUCUGUGAGUCAGCCCUGUUCUACUUCUCUGAGUACAUGGAGAAGGAAGAUGCAGUUAAUGUAUUGCAGUUCUGGUUGGCAGCAGAUAACUUCCAGUCUCAGCUUGCUGCCAAAAAAGGCCAGUAUGAUGGACAAGAAGCACAGAAUGAUGCCAUGAUUUUGUAUGACAAGUACUUCUCCCUGCAGGCCACGCAUCCUCUGGGGUUUGAUGACUCUGUGAGGCUGGAGAUUGAGUCCAACAUCUGCAGGGAGGGGGGGCCUCUCCCCAACUGCUUCACCACUCCCUUAAGGCAGGCAUGGACAACCAUGGAGACGGUUUUCCUACCUGGUUUCUUGUCCAGCAACCUUUACUACAAAUACUUGAAUGACCUCAUCCAUUCAGUACGAGGAGAUGAAUUCCCAGGAGGGAACAUUGCACUGAGUAUUCAUGGCCCUGGUAGCUCUCCUGACACUGAUUUCAUAGGGAGCACGGAUGGCUCUGCCUCCCAGUCCAAUGUCAAAAAGGCUAAUGUUAAAAUCCUGAAAAAUUUUGAUGAAGCAAUAAUUGUAGAUGCUGCAAGUCUGGAUCCAGAAUCUUUGUAUCAACGAACAUAUGCAGGGAAGAUGACGUUUGGAAGAGUCAGUGACCUGGGCCAGUUCAUCAGAGAAUCUGAACCAGAGCCUGAUGUCAAAAAAUCAAAAGGGUCCAUGUUUUCACAAGCAAUGAAGAAAUGGGUUCAAGGAAAUACAGAUGAGGCUCAAGAAGAGAUGGCUUGGAGGAUAGCAAAGAUGAUUGUCAACGACGUCAUGCAGCAGGCGCAGUGUGAGCAGCCUUUGGAGAAGGUCACCAAGGUAGGGGGUGGAAAAGCUGCUGUCUUCAGCUGGCUUCAGCCAGGCUGUGGGAGGAGCAGAGAGCUCUCACUUGCCUUCCUCCUGUGGCUGAAACCCACGCUGGUAAAUGUUCAAACCAGCAGAGCAUGAGAGGAAGAAACAAAGGUUGGAAGUGUUUCGGCCUACGUGUGAUGUAGGAAUUUCUCAACAGAUGCCUGCGGUGGUUCUCCUGUGCAAGAAUUAAACUUGUCUUAGUUUAAUGAGUCUGCAAACUGCCUAAUUAGUUAAAAGGGUGAUCUGUGCUGCAGGAUGAAGUGUAAUUCCUUACUUGAGCUCACACUUGCUGUGUCCUCUUAGUCAGAAGUGGUAUUUCUGCUUGAAGUGUCAGUAAAACUCAACAGCUGUGAAUUUGUCUCACUGGGGGCACUCACACAAUUUUGUAUCCAGACUUUAAAAAGAUACAGUAGCCCUGUCCAUAGGUUUGUGUAUUGUUGCUUAGUGGCUGUGUUGUGUUCUCUGUCUAAGAACUGUAGCUUGGUUCUUAGGUAGCAGUUGGAUUUUGUGAAAUACUGGUGACGGCAGGUUACCAAGUUAAUGUCUGGUACUUCUGACUUUCAGGCAUGUGAGUUUGUUAAAAUUAACUUGCAUUGUGUUCAGUUAUUGAAGGUAAACAUGUG